Messenger RNA from Cantharellus anzutake, 2198 nucleotides. RefSeq lists its product as uncharacterized. Bases 94 to 1986 code for a protein of 630 amino acids. NCBI's taxonomy places the organism in Eukaryota, Fungi, Basidiomycota, Agaricomycetes, Cantharellales, Hydnaceae. The record is from RefSeq and is a predicted model, not a curated record. The transcript has 3 exons.
AGAUGUCCUCGCUAUUUUGGAACCGAUUAGGUCAAUUGUAAAUCUCUCUUCAAAAAGUGGCUCGGAAAUGGCUCAGAAAGUCCCUCGAAGGACAUGAAGGGUGUCAAAUUCUAUCAUGCAACAAUGAAAGAGUUCAUAAUGGGGGAUUCGAUUGGUAAUGAAAAUGACAAAGCAUUCUUUAUCAAGGAUGCAAAUCAGUAUUUCAUCGGACUGCCACUCCUCCGAUUUUUCAAUAAUAGUUGCGAGCAUCGUGUGUUUGGGGAGCCCGCCACUCUCCCUUUAGGAGAUAAACGAAAAUGGAGCGAUUUUCUGAAGAGAGAACGCCCCCAUCAUCUCCAAUAUACUCGUAAAUACUUGUUAGAACACUUAGACCCCUCACAACUCUUUGCACAAGGGUCCAAUUUGCAGAACGAGUUUAAUACAUUCCUCACGCGAAACUUGGUUACAUUUAUGCACCUGGCGCAAAACUUCGAAAGGGACGAGGGAUUCCCUGAUGGAUUUGAUGAAUUCAAGGAUCACGAUUCAUUCAAACUUUUGAGAGAAGCUCGAGAAAAGCAAUCAGUGGAGUAUUCGUCUUGGGCGUCAUGGUUUAUUUCUACGACUUCCUGGUCACCAUGGCACCUCCAUCGAUCGACCCUUCCUUUCACCCCAAUGUCAUCACCUUUUCACAAACUGUAUGGCCACCUCUCCGAUCCCGUCCGGAUCUUCACCAUUUCCAGCGAGUUUACCGGGCACAGAAUCCCAUUGAGUGAGGAUUUACUCAAUGUUCGAAUGGUCAUGGAGGCGAAGCUACCUAAUAUGCCAGAGAAGGUUGAUAGUCAGGGUACUGUUGAGGUUGAUUAUGAUGCCCAAUUUAACGACCCUGAUGUUCGUAACGGUAUCGUGACAUGUGCGGCGCUCUCCCUUGAUGGUCACCAUGUAGCUCUUGGUUUUGGUAGCGGUGUUAUCGAACUCGCUGAUAUCGACCAUCAGCACACAAUUUCCCGAUUCCAGCUCGAUCCACCCAACCAUCCAGUCUGGAUCGAAUUCGUCCACGGCAGCCACCGAGUCGCUGCCGAGGACAAUGAGGGGAAUGUCACCAUCCUUAGCCACGAUAUGACCCCCGUUAAUCUUGGUACUCUUCCCAAUGGUCCUCUUCCCGCUGUAACUCGAGUAUCAGAUAACGGUUUAUUUAUCAUACGGGUUCCACGGAACACUGAUAACCCUUGGUACGACAGCAUGACUCUCGUAUCCAUUUUGGGUGACCCGCACUUGCAGCACCUCGCACCCCCUUCUUCCAAUAAUUUCACCCCAACUUCCAACCCUCCUAUCUUAGCCUCCGAGCCUUCUACUUCAUCCUCUGCAUCCAUCAAAAGUGACGCAGUGCUCACUAUUCCGCACCGUCGCACGCUUGGGUUUUCUCCGGGAGCACAUUAUAUCGGCGCUUUCGAUGGCCUCAGUGCUUUCACCUGGUCGACAAGUUCGGGCAAGCUCAUUUCGAGUUAUCGUGUGACGGAUUUCAAUUUGUGGAUUAUGAAUCCUGUUGUUCCCCUAGCCUGCUCUCAUCGCAUCCCUGAUCCUGUACCCCCUCAACUUACUCUUCGCCUGACAACACGUGGAGCAACAAAUAGACAUCAUUCCAAAACAAAUGCAGUGCAUCACUUGGAUGAGUCCUGGAUCAAGUGCCCAUUUUAUGUUCUCUUGCAAGACAAGGAGGAGGAGUCUGAUAUCCGUUUAUCCGCUGCAGGGAGAACCCCACUGUUCGCUUCCUAUAGAGACCACGGGCUACCAGUGUUCUUCAAUGGCAAAUUAGAAUUCAUUAUUCCCAAGGAGUAUCGACCAGCUGUUUAUUCUGGUGUCAAAGAUUCAGGCGCUUGGUAUGGUGAUCAAGUGUCAUCUGAUCCUACCCGUCUGUACAGCCCUCGGUCCAGCAAAGACGGGACUCGAAUUCUCUUCCAAGGCCGGCAGACAGCUCCGAUUGUUGUUGAUCUUAGCCAAGUCAUUUAGGAUGUUCGUGGUCAAUGGAAAUAUCUUCCUACAGUAUUUGCCUUGUGUGAUUCUAUCUACUGUCAGAGGGGAAUCGCAAAGUUUCGCUAGGCCAACCUUCCAACUUUUACUUCCCUCGGACGAGGUUCCCCUUCCCUAGGGUGCAGUGAGUAUAGGUAAAGCUCGGAGACUUGAACAGAUCUACGACCAUUCCUCCCUUGCAUUGCAUGUCG